CAGACCUGAGUUGAUUUGCCCUCAUAUGGGUUAGCAGUGCUUGGAGCAUUCAUUGGGAAAGCACUUGCAGGGCACUGUGUGCUGGAGAACAUCAAAGUAUUGGAGACCUUUCAUUCUUUUGGAUUUUGAGACCAAAUUAGCCCAGCUGUAACCCCCUUCCCUUAGUCCUGAGCUCAUUUCCAAUAGCAUUUCCAACAUCUGCUCUUUCAGUUUUUCAGCCUGCAGCGUGUGUCCAUAGCCUGGUCUUAAAGGCAGAAAUUACUGAGUGAAAUUCUCUGAACUCUCUUUUUCAAAACCUGAGCUCUGUGCAGCCUAGGAAAGGAAAUUUUUUUUAAGCUGCUGCAGAGCACACGCCAAAACCCAUCCACCUAACACAGCAGUCUGGUAACUCCAGCUUGACAACAACAUACCUUCCACCUUAAAAAUCUGUGUUCAUCAAGGGAGAUGUACACACUGGAGUGCUCCACAGGAGAAAGGCAAACACUUGCUGCCAGUAGGGACAGAGGUCAUCAGCUGCACAUCUGCAUAUCAGUCGCUGGAUGGGAAUAAAAACCACGUUCCUGCCCCAACCUAGUUGUAGUCCAACGUCCUGGAUGAGCACAGAGCUCUCAUGGCGCUCUGGGAGAUUCUCCUUUGUACCUUGAUAGCAUUGCUGCUCAGCGGGCUCUACCUCCUGGGCAUGUUUCGGAGACGGAGACCCGGUGAGCCACCCCUGGCCAAAGGCAUCAUUCCCUGGCUGGGGUAUGCUCUGGAGUUCAGAAAGGACACUUCAGAGUUUCUAAAAAGGAUGCAGAGAAAACAUGGGGAUAUUUUCACAGUGCUGAUUGGCGGCUAUUACUUCACCUUUGUGAUGGACCCCUCCUGCUUUGGAGCCAUCGUGAAGGAAUCACGAUCUAAAUUAGAUUUUAGGACUUUUGCAUCUAAACUGGUCCUGCAGGUUUUUGGCUACGAGACCAUUGAAGCCGACCACACCAUAACUCAUGCAUCAAGCACAAAGCAUCUGAUGGGAGAUGGACUCACUGUCAUGACAGAAGCCACCAUGGAGAACUUUAAGAAGCUGAUGCUUUUCAACCUGAGCUCAGGAGAGGAGAAGCGAGUGUGGCAAGAGGAUAGCCUCUUCCACUACUGCUACAACAUUGUCUUCAGAGCUGGGUACCUGACGCUAUAUGGCACCCAGCCACACCAAGGGGCAGAUAACAAGGAGAAAGCUAAUGAGCAAGAUCGCAUCCACUCCAACCAGAUGUUCCAUGAGUUUCGGAAGUAUGACCGCCUCUUCCCUCGCCUGGCCUCUGCUAUGCUGCCUUCCAAGGACAAAAUAGAAGCUGAGCGGCUGAAGAGGCUCUUCUGGAGCAUGCUGUCUGUGAAGAAAAGCUGUCAGAAGGACAAUAUCAGUGGGUGGAUAAGUGAUCAAAACCAGCUUCUGGCAGAAAACGGUGUCCCCGAGUACAUGCGGGAUCGUUUCAUGUUUAUGCUACUCUGGGCAUCUCAAGGCAAUACGGGCCCAACUGCCUUCUGGCUCCUCUUGUACCUAAUGAAACAUCCAGAAGCUAUGAAGGCUGUGAAGGAUGAGGUAGAUAAAGUCUCAAGGGAGAAUGGCCAAGAAGCGAAGCCAGGGAGCCCACCAAUUAACGUCACUAGGGACAUGUUAAACCAGACUCCAAUUCUGGACAGUGCUCUGGAGGAGACCCUGAGGCUGGUUGCAGCCCCAGUACUGACCCGAGCUGUUCUGGAGGACAUCAGCCUUAAGACAGGAAGUGGGACAGAGUACACCCUCCGCAAAGGAGACAGGGUGGCUCUGUUCCCACACAUGUCUGUGCAGAUGAACCCAGAAAUUCACCCCAAGCCUCAUGAAUUUAAGUAUGACCGCUUCAUAAACCCAGAUGGCACCAAGAAAUAUUUCUACAAAAAUGGGAAGAGGCUGAAAUACUUCAACAUGCCUUGGGGGGCGGGAGUAUCCAUCUGUCCCGGGCGGUUCUUCGCUUCUGCUGAAAUUAAAAUGUUUGUAUUCUUGGUGCUGAGUCUGUAUGAUCUGGAACUGGUCAACAGAGAAGAGGAGAUCCCAGCGAUAGACAUCAGCCGCUGGGGAUUUGGGACAAUGCAGCCUGUCCGUGAUGUUCGGUUCAGGUACCGGUUACGCUUUUAGUUUAAGAAGUCUUUGUGUUGUUUGUUCUGGUAUUACCUGUGAAAUAAAUUGCAUGAUCCACUGGUUAUCA
Strigops habroptila (Kakapo) is the source of this 2213-nucleotide messenger RNA. Its product is annotated as 5-beta-cholestane-3-alpha,7-alpha-diol 12-alpha-hydroxylase. Gene Ontology annotation, molecular function: iron ion binding; heme binding; sterol 12-alpha-hydroxylase activity. The coding region runs from base 611 to 2143 and encodes 510 amino acids. NCBI's taxonomy places the organism in Eukaryota, Metazoa, Chordata, Aves, Psittaciformes, Psittacidae. The transcript has a single exon. The record is from RefSeq and is a predicted model, not a curated record.